Seriola aureovittata is the source of this 2522-nucleotide messenger RNA. RefSeq lists its product as uncharacterized. NCBI's taxonomy places the organism in Eukaryota, Metazoa, Chordata, Actinopteri, Carangiformes, Carangidae. The coding region runs from base 289 to 1782 and encodes 497 amino acids. The transcript is spliced from 7 exons. The record is from RefSeq and is a predicted model, not a curated record.
AAGAAGAAGAAGAAGAAGAAGGAGGAAAAUAAAUAAAUAAGAAGAAGAGGAAAGUAGCUAGCUGGCAGUAGUAACUCGCAGUGACUUGAGUGUGGGUAAUAGUCUUAGUGUCAGAGAGUAUCUGUGGCAGCUGUAAGCAUUUAAACACCAAACUGUGACUGUGGCUUAUUUCUCCUUCACAUUUUCUUGUGUCGUUGUCUUUGGGUCGCUCGCUGGCAAGUGAGCAAAGAAAGACCAGUGAGAGCAGUGUUGUCAUCUGUGAAGUGUCGACUCCGUGAGUGAGUAACGAUGAGUGGUAUUAAUGACAGCCACGACCUGCCUGGUUUGCCCCCGAGUUUGCACAACGAGGACGAGGCUGUGGCCAUAGAGAAUGCCAUCAGGGCGGCUAUAAACACUGUGAUGAACGUGAUCUGCAGCGCGUGCAACCGCAAAGUGCUGGAGUACCAGAGGAUGGUGGCCGACAGGGACAAGGAGAUCAGGAGACUGGAGUGCAAGUUGGAGAAAAGUGAGAGUGAGUUAAAGAUGUUGCGUGCGGAGGUAGACAGGAGGCAGCCAAAUGACCAGAAGACAAAUGAGCCUGAAGUCAAAUCAAGUGGCGUUGGUGCAGCAACACCCACACAUCUUUCCCCGAAGUGCCUUGACACAAUGGAGGCCUUUCCCCACCAACAUGCCCAGACUGAGACACCUUCAUGGGAAGGUGAACGAGCAGCUGGAUGCCAGCCCUUUAGAUGCAUCACCUCCCUGGUUAAAGAGGAGCCCUCUGACUUGGAGACGGUCAUCAAGUGGGAAGUGUGUGAGGGGAGUUUGUUGGACCAGCAGGAGGGUCAACGUGGAGCCGAAGAUCUGCAUAAAGAAAAGCCUGUGAGAAAAGACACGCAGGCUGAAUGUGAAGCAAGAGCUGCAAAUCCUCAGAUGAACGAGCCCACGACAAUAGAAGAGGAAGACGAACCCGGCGGCAAUCUAAAAAGGAAAGGCAGGGAAAGAAAUGGAUGCCAGCUGCCUGAGAGUGAGGAAGACGAUGUUAUUAUGAAGAAACAUUGUGCGACUCAGCGAUCUGCACCUAAAACAACUGCUCCAAAACACAGUCUGGGAGAUAUCAGCCCACCACAGCCACAGGGGCACAGCUCCAAUGGCUCCAUAACAUCACACUUUACUGCACAAGACCCUCUAGCAUGUCAACAGCAGACAUACAUCACCAUGACAGCCCCACAACCUACAUGUGACCCAAUACUUCUAGAGGUCCUUGUUUCACUGGAGACAAUCAAACAGCAAAACACCACUGUUCUUCAAAUACUGCAGUCAGGAAAUUCAUCUGGAGCGCCGCUCUGUGAACCUCCAGAUGUCGGGACACUUCCGCUUCCACUCCAGUCAGUGCAGGACUUAAGAAGUUUGGAACAGAGGCUCUCCGCUGAACCAGAGCUGAAGAAAAAAAUGACCUCAUACCUCGGCCUGGCUGGAGGGAUGACGACCAAAGAGAGUGUCUGGAGGAUAAUGGCGAAGCUUUUUACCAACACUUUGGCCAAAAACAUUAACUGGAGGGGAAGAAAUAACAAGCAGAAGAUUGAGAACCUCACCAUAAAAAGAGUUAUCCUCAAUGCAGUCAGGCAGAAUUCAUUCUGCAAGGACGCAGUGGAUGAGGAGAUAGAGAGAUACAUGAAGCGCUGGCUGCAGCUGGCGGGAGACAGAGAUGGAGGACGAAAGAGACGACAGGAAAAGGGCAAGGAGGCAAACAGCAUGCAAGAUUACUGUAUGGAUGAGAUGUUUACUAAUGUGAUAGAAUAGUAGAAACACAUGCUGUAUCCAACAUACAGUGAAUAUCCACAUGACUGAAUUCACUUCUAUCAUCUCGUCUGUAAUUACAGUAACACAGAACUAACAAAACAGCUCCAUGGCCAGAUGUAGAUGCGCACACACACACACACACACACACACACACACACACACACACACACACACACACACACACACACACACACACACACACACACACACACACACACACACACACACACACACACACACACACAAGAAACUACAGCUACUCUUCUUCUUAUGAAUUCUGAGUCUUGUAUGUAAAGUAGGUACUGAUGACUGAAAAAAAACACUAAUAACUACACUUCUUUUCCAACAUAUAAUAAAUUGCAAGAGUUGCACGAUUACUAUUAUUUUUGUUGUUUUCUAGAGUUCAGUAUUCAUUGCACUUAUACUUUAAUUUUUUUAUCAUUUUUUAAAUCAUUUAAUCAUAUUUUGAUAUUAGUUUGAUGUAAUCAAUCAUAUUUAUUUCAUUUUACUCCAGAGAAUGUAUUAUUUGCAUUCAUUGUUAGUAGACCUCAUAAUUCUAAAUGGCAUUGUUAAAACAUUCGUCUGAGGAAUAUUGUUUAAAAAAAUAUAAAGGGAGUUAUGUCUGUUUAAAUGAUGUAUGUAUGUGCAAUGUUCUCUUACAGGAAAUGUAUUGCAGGGAGUUUAUUGUAAGAACUGUUACAUUGGUGAUGCCAAUAAAAUCCUGUCUUUUUGUUUCUUUA